Molecule: messenger RNA, 834 nt
Organism: Penicillium concentricum
Lineage: Eukaryota; Fungi; Ascomycota; Eurotiomycetes; Eurotiales; Aspergillaceae
Product: Phenazine biosynthesis PhzF protein
Exons: 1
Coding region: 1-834 (277 amino acids)
Biological process (GO): biosynthetic process
Cellular component (GO): cytoplasm
Molecular function (GO): isomerase activity
Source: RefSeq, a predicted model, not a curated record
AUGUCCAACCAAGAAAUGCAACUAGUUGCCUUAAACCACGGCCACACGAGCGGGUUCGUCUUCCCCGCACCGGCAGGCUUCGAGUUCUGUCACUAUGAGAUGCGCUUCUGGACCCCACGCUAUGAGCUAGAGAGGUGCAGCCAUGCCAUGAUCGGAACUGUGUGGCUACUGUCGAAGCUUGGGAUGACACCACAGGACGACCUCCGCAUCGUGACCAAGAGCGGUCUUAUGGAAGCAAGGGUCACGAAGGCUGCAGAGAAUACAGACAGCACAAAAAAUGUUAUCUGGGACAUCUGGGUAGAAAUCUCCCACCCGAAAGUUACAUUCAUGGAUGAUGUGAGUAAGGGACACGCUGACGCCAUGUUGUCCGAUCUGGAUAUUUCGAGAGAUGAACUGGCACCUGGAUUAAGAAUCCAGAAUGCUGGCAUGAGCAAGGUGAAGACGAUGAUUCCGCUCGAAUCGAUUGAGAAAUUGAAUGAUAUGAACCUGGAUUAUCGUCGCGCCAAGAAGGUGUGUGACAAGGUUAAGAGCACUGGUUUGUACGCCUAUGUCGUCACCAAUCGCGAAUUGCAGAUGUACGAAGCAAGGGAGUUUCCUAAAGAUUAUGGUCAUUGGGAGGAUACUGCGACUGCUUUGGCUUUUGUGCUGCUGCUGAACAACUUCCUCCCCAACCCUCAUCGGACAAUUAGGAUUAGGCAGGGUUGGACCAGGGACCGUCGUGGUGAGAUUAAUUUGAGGUUUUGGAAAUGGGGGAGUGAGGUCGUUGGCUGUUGGAUUGGAGGCACUGCCAAGUUUGAGACCGAGGAGAGAGAGGCUGGAAAGGCAAAGACCUAG